AUGUCACGAAGUAAAUGUCUGAGUGAGGAAGAUAUGCUCCGUAUAUUGGAAAACAGUGAUGAAAAAGAUAAUGUUAUGCAAGGAAUCGAACCUGCUGUAGAAGACGCAGAUGAAGACGAUUUAUUGGACACUCCGCUCCUGCCUUUCGAAGAAAAUAGAUCUGUUAGUCCUACUCCGGCUCAAGUAUUGCCUACGACUUGGCAAAAUAAUAUACAAGAUUUGCCAAGAGAAGAAUUUACGGGUUAUGCUAAUGGGAAACGUCAUGUACGGCUAUUUUCUGAAAAUACAGACCUGUGGACUAUUUUUUCUCAUAUUUACAAUGAAGAUGUUAAUCAAUUGAUGGUCGAAGAAACAAAUCGUUAUGGUUCUCAAAUGAGAAUUAAUCGUAAUAAUAAGCCGUAUAGUCGUAUAAAUAGAUGGAAACCUGUUACUUCGGAGGAAAUGAGAAAGUUUGUAGGCAUAUAUUUGCUUACCGGACUUCUGAACUUCCCUUCCAUUGAAUCUUAUUGGAAAAACGAUCCACUAUACUAUCAUCCACUCCUCCAUGACAUGAAAAUGUCUUACAAUCGAUUUUCUCUAAUACUAAGGUGUUGGCACUUUUCUAACAAUGAAGUUCAUAAUGUGGAUGACAGGCUGUACAAAAUACAGCCGCUAAUAAAUAAGCCCAUGAAUAACUCGCGAAGCAUAUACACUCCUGGCGAAACAAUCGUUGUGGAUGAAUCGAUGGUCGGUUUCCGAGGAAGACUUUCGUUUCGCACUUAUAAUCCACAAAAAGCCCACAAAUAUGGCAUAAAAAUAUACAAGUUGUGCUGUUCUAAUGGAUUUACAUGGAGUUACUCUAUAUAUGAUGGACGGUCACACCAAUUGCCUGGUUUAGACAAACCAGGUACAGUUGUGGUGUCUCUGGCUGAACUGUUACUGGAUAAGGGCAGGAUCCUUAUUGCUGAUAAUUACUACACCAGUGUACCUUUGGCGAGAUAUCUCAAGGAACGCAAAACUGAUUUCUGUGGCACAGUCCGUAAAGCGAGGCGUGAACUUCCACCACAAGUAAUUCAACAGAAACUUCAAAAAGGUCAAAUAGCUGCGCAACAAAACGAAUGUGUGAUUGCCCUAAAAUGGCAUGACAAACGCGAUGUUCUGACUUUGUCAACGUGUCACUCCCACGAGAUGCAAAUGUCAAAAGGGUUUCGCCCCGUUUUGAAGCCAAAAAUGGUACUAACUUACAACGAAGGCAAGAAGGGAAUUGAUAUUGCUGACCAGCUCACAAGCUUUAAUUCGCCUGUUCGAAAAUCAUGUAUAUGGUACAAAAAAAUAGCGGCGGAUCUUUUGGCUACAUGCGUGGUCAACGCCAUUGUAAUUUACAAUCAAUUGCAUCCAUCCAACGAAAAAAAUUACACUGCUGCAGGUAUAUCAUUAGAUUCAAGCAUCAUUAAGAUACCGAGAUCAAUUAUUGCAGAGUCCGUUAUAACUAUAAAUGGAACACUGAAUAACGCUCAUAAUGUGUUGUCCGUGGCGUUACUAGAUGAAGUCCGCAACAUGUAUGUAUGUAGAAUGGUGUUUGAUACCGCCUCCAACAUUAUUGCUGUGGAAUCUGAACUUACGGAGCCGAGUAUCAACGAGUAUAGCAUUGAAAAUUUAUAUCCCGAAAUGUCAAUUGCGUUUACUGUUCGAAUGGAAGCAAGAGUUUACAAUGGGCAACAACUCAUAAACCUAUAUUUUGAAGCUGAUAACGCCGGUGAACUGCCGAUAGAUCAUUGUCGAAUAAAAAAUUUUAAUAAUAUUGAAAGGAUUGUUAUUAAGGGGGUGAAAUCGAUCAGCAGUUUACUUUUUAAGUAUGAUUGA
This is a messenger RNA of Parnassius apollo (apollo), 1842 nucleotides long. The record is from the annotation of a GenBank genome assembly. Lineage: Eukaryota; Metazoa; Arthropoda; Insecta; Lepidoptera; Papilionidae.